UCUGCACCCAGAACUGAGCAGAAUCCAUACUGCAAGCAUGGCUGCAGUCCUCACCUGGGUUCUGGCCCUGCUCUCAGUGUUUUCAGUCACCCAGACUCAGAAAGGCUUCUGGGACUACUUCAGCCAGAGCAGCAGGGACAAAGGUGUGAUGGACCAGGUCCAGCAGCAGAAGCAGGCCCAGGACCAUGUGAGGCUGAAAGACAGCGUUGAGCAAGACCUCAGCAAUAUGAACAAAUUUCUGGAGAAGCUGGGUCCCCUGAGUGGGCCGGGGAAGGAGCGCCCUGUGCUGGCCCAGGACCAGGAGGGCAUGAAGCAGCAGCUGCAGGAAGAGCUAGAGCAGGUGAGGGCUCGUCUACAGCCCUACAUGGAGGAGGUACACAAGCUGGUGGGCUGGAAUUUAGAGGGACUGCGACAGCAACUGAAACCCUACACAGUAGAGCUAAUGGAGCAGGUGGCCCUGCGUGUACAGGAGCUGCAGGAGCAGUUGCGUGUGGUCGGGGAAGGCACAAAGGCCCAGGUGCUAGGCAGCGUGGAUGAGGCACUGGGCCUGCUGCACGACAUGCCCAGCCGCGUGCUGCACCACACUGGCCGUGUCAAAGAGCUCUUCCACCCGUACGCCGAGCGCCUGGUGAGUGGCAUCGGGCGCCACAUGCACGAACUGCACCGCAGCGUGGCUCCGCACGCCACUGCCAGCCCGGGAAGGCUCAGUCGCUGCAUGCAGGCACUCUCACACAAGCUCACUCUCAAGGCCAAGGCCCUGCACACAGGCAUCCAGCAGAACCUGGACCAACUAGGUAAAGGGCUCAGUGCCUUUCUACGCACCAGUGUAGAUGGGGCUGAGGAGGGGACCAGCUUGGACCCCCAGAUGCUCUCUGAGGAGGUGCGCCAGCGACUCCAGGCUUUCCGUCAUGACACCUUUGAGCAAAUUGCUGUCUUCACACGUGCCAUUGACCAGGAGACUGAGGAGAUUCAGCAGCAGCUGGCACCACCCCCACCAGACCACAGUGCCUUCAUCCCCAAGUUCCCAGAAGCAGAUGGUGACAAGGCCCUGAGUAAGCUGCAGGCCCGUCUGGACGACCUGUGGGAAGACAUCACCUACAGCCUUCAUGACCAGAGCCAUGGUGAUCUGGGAGAACCCUGAGCGCCAAUUUUCCCAGGAUCAUUCCCUAGCUCCUGGUCUGGGGGCCCAAGAUCUGAGCCUCUGCAUGGCCUGCUUGGGGAGGCCGGAGGGUCCUGCACACACAGGAUAGGUGAGGCCACCAGGGGGCUGCUGUCCCUGGCGUAUCCAUCCUCCUCAACUUCCUCAUCCAAAUGCAUUACACUCACUAGGCUUUGCAAACCCAGCUUUCCUCACUCAUUGGGGCAUUCCCUCAUGAAUUUCAGCAUUCAGGGUUGGAGGGAGUAGGGAGGGAGAGAGAUCCUAUGUCUGCAAACUUGUGUGAGAUGGCAUUGGGAGCUUGUGCUGAAGUGUGGUUCCUGUCACUUCUGGAUGCCUGAUGGUCACUGCUACAGCUGGUCCACAGAGAGAAGCCCUUGUUUCCCCAGGGCUGCCACCACAAUUUCUGUUGGGCCAAUAGAAGAGAUCAAGGAAGAAAAUACAUGGGAUACAUGGGGAGACCAUGUGAUGGUGUGUGUAUAUCCCUGCUAGCGGUGAUGCUGGUGUGUGUGAAUGGUGGGGGUAGUGAUGGGCUUGGGCAGGGUCUGUAUUUCCUUAUAUAGUUCUGCAUCUAAGCAAGGGACCAAGCUCUCCAAACUCCAGGGGUUUCUUAAAUUGUCUAAGGAUCAUUCCCAGCCCUUCCUUCCUGAUUCCCAAGCUGAAGUCUAGACUUCUGCUCAAAUGAAAUAGAUGCUUAUGA
Messenger RNA from Fukomys damarensis (Damara mole-rat), 1856 nucleotides. RefSeq names its product apolipoprotein A5 (gene Apoa5). The record is from RefSeq and is a predicted model, not a curated record. NCBI's taxonomy places the organism in Eukaryota, Metazoa, Chordata, Mammalia, Rodentia, Bathyergidae. Gene Ontology annotation, biological process: phospholipid efflux; very-low-density lipoprotein particle remodeling; reverse cholesterol transport. Gene Ontology annotation, molecular function: cholesterol binding; phospholipid binding; phosphatidylcholine-sterol O-acyltransferase activator activity. The transcript is spliced from 4 exons. Bases 38 to 1141 code for a protein of 367 amino acids. Gene Ontology annotation, cellular component: chylomicron; high-density lipoprotein particle; blood microparticle.